Molecule: messenger RNA, 480 nt
Organism: Pestalotiopsis fici W106-1
Lineage: Eukaryota; Fungi; Ascomycota; Sordariomycetes; Amphisphaeriales; Sporocadaceae
Exons: 1
Coding region: 1-480 (159 amino acids)
Source: RefSeq, a predicted model, not a curated record
AUGGAGGUACCGUAUCUAUCUGUUCAAGACCUACUCGACUAUCUACGAGCAUUCAAUUCGAGGGACUAUGCCGCACAACACGCCUUUUACGCGCCAGACAUCGAGCUGGUUAUCCCAGACCCCGAGAUUGGAACACUUGUCGGAAGUGCUGGCGUCAUGAAACACUACAAUGUCGUACAUGCAGAUGCUGAGGAGAAUGUCAUUCCCCUGGUGGUACUAAGUGAUCGGGGCAAUGUCUUCCUUCAAAUGGAGUCUUAUUUUCGCUACCUCAAGGCGACCAACCAAACUGUUCAUGGCUAUACCGUCGUCCCCGGAGAUGUCACCAAGAUCUCGUGUUGUGCACUCUACGAGCUCGAUAAAGGCAAUAAAAUGAAACGCAUCACCUGUUUCUUGUUUAAACAAGAAAAGCUUGGUCAAGUCGAUGUGGAGGAGAGAAUUCGGGACACUGAAAGCAGAGCACAGCCUGACUUGAAACUCUAG